Molecule: messenger RNA, 987 nt
Organism: Papilio machaon (common yellow swallowtail)
Lineage: Eukaryota; Metazoa; Arthropoda; Insecta; Lepidoptera; Papilionidae
Product: pickpocket protein 11-like
Exons: 8
Coding region: 1-987 (328 amino acids)
Biological process (GO): sodium ion transmembrane transport
Cellular component (GO): membrane
Molecular function (GO): ligand-gated sodium channel activity
Source: RefSeq, a predicted model, not a curated record
AUGCUAUUAAUUUCUUCACAUUUUCUUAAAACAUUUAGUUCUGUGUCAGCGAAAGAUGAAGACAUUGAAUAUUACGAAGACCCAAGUGGUGAGGAUGUGACCACAAAUCAACCUAUAGUGGUAACCUCGGAGUCGGGCAGAGGAUCCGGUCUCAGUGUUAUUUUGAACGUAGAACCUGAUGAUUAUCCAAAUUGGUCCCGAGUACCGUACUACGGAGCGAGGAUUUUGAUCAGCGAUCCGAACGAUUAUCCAGAGACUACAGUUUCGUAUAGAUUUAUAAGUCUAGGAGAGUCCUUAGACAUGAAAGUACAGCCGUUAGUAUUUCAAUGUGAGGAUGAUAUACGCAACGUGUCUCCGGAGAAGCGCGCCUGCUGGUUUCACGAUGAAGUCCUGCUGCAAUACACUGAUAGAUACAGCUACGAAACAUGUUUAACUGAAUGUAAAAUAAAAACUUUUCUAAAAUAUUGUGGAUGCGUUCCUUAUAAGUAUCCAAUAAGUGAGUCAACGCCAAUUUGCGAGUUUCAAAAUUUGGGAUGCCUAAACAAUGUAACAAGUUACGUAUCGGAGGAGGAUAGAGCCUGCGACCCGGUGUGCUACAUGGAGUGUUGGGACAAGAGAUACAGUGUUACGAGCGAUUUAACUCCUUUCCUUCCGGACAUGUUUCCUGCAAAUGUAAUAGGAGAGCAUAACGUCAGUGAGCUGUCCGCUCUAAAAGUUUACUACGCCAAGUCUACAUGCAACAGUUACAAGUUGAUGCUUUUAAUGGAUUUCAGUUACUUUAUCGUGACGUAUGGAGGACUAUUUUCUUUGUGUUUCGGCGUCUCACUUCUUACAAUAUACGAGUUGGUAUAUUUGUUAUUGAGUGAUAACCCACAGAUAGAUGCAGACGUGCGUAUGACGCGGUCGGGCAAUUCGUUCCGGAGUCGUGCAUUAACAAGUCUGGUCGUGGGGAAUAAAUCACGCGGGGACGGAUCACGUCGCACCUAG